Hypomesus transpacificus is the source of this 2769-nucleotide messenger RNA. RefSeq names its product acyl-CoA dehydrogenase short/branched chain (gene acadsb). The transcript is spliced from 11 exons. Gene Ontology annotation, molecular function: acyl-CoA dehydrogenase activity; flavin adenine dinucleotide binding. The coding region runs from base 389 to 1690 and encodes 433 amino acids. NCBI's taxonomy places the organism in Eukaryota, Metazoa, Chordata, Actinopteri, Osmeriformes, Osmeridae. The record is from RefSeq and is a predicted model, not a curated record. Gene Ontology annotation, cellular component: mitochondrion.
GCUAGUCACAUCCGCGCUAAUCAAUGAAAUGUCAUAUAUAUGCGUGAUUAAACAUUGAUUUAUAAGAGCAAACUGUCAAACCCCAGCUGGGUUGAAUAAAGACACCCUGCCGAUGUAGCACACAAAAAAGGACUCCGACUUUAAAAGAGCUAUAUUAUCGAAAGUUCCUAUCUGGCAAAUUGCAGGUAUGGCGGACUGAUUAUUAGAAGAUCAUGCACCAUAAACAGAUGAUUAUCUUAACGUUAAUUCGUUAUUAUGAAAAGUCUAGAUAGUGACCGCCCUGCACAUGAACUAGAGGGGGACUAGUAAUCAAGUCUGUAUUCCACCCGGUCUACAUACAUUGAAACACGUAAAUGUAAAGCCGAUGCUCGUAUAAACAACAAGAAUCAUGGCGGCCCCACUAUUCAGGAUCUCUACGAAGAUUGGUAGAUGGGUCUCCCAACCAUGGGGCACUUGCCAGGUAUGGCUGCAGAACAGGUCCACAUGGUCUGCACCAGAGAUGGCCUCAGACCAAGCUGCUGGCCUGAAAGUCUCCUACCCUCCCCUACAGACUUUCUCUGAGGAAGAGGGAAUGAUGAAGGAUGCUGUGAAGAAGUUUGCCCAGGAGCGUAUUGCCCCUUUUGUGUCUAAAAUGGAUGAAAACUCCAAAAUGGAUGAUGAAGUGAUAUCUUCAUUAUUUGAACAAGGGCUGAUGGGCAUUGAGAUAGACCCAGAGUAUGGCGGCACUGGCUCCAGUUUCUUCUCUUCUAUCCUGGUAAUUGAGGAACUGGCUAAGGUGGACCCUUCUGUGGCUGUGCUGUGUGACAUCCAGAACACUCUCAUUAACACUCUGGUGGCCAAACUGGGGACCCCAGCCCAGAAAGAACAGUAUCUCAGCCGACUCUCGACAGACACGGUAGGUAGCUUUUGUCUUUCUGAAGCUGAGUCAGGUAGCGAUGCCUUUGCCCUGAAGACACGUGCUGAGAAACACAAGGACUAUUACAUCAUCAAUGGCUCCAAGAUGUGGAUCAGCAAUGCAGAGCAAGCAGGGGUGUUCUUAGUCAUGGCUAACGUGAACCCUUCAGCUGGCUACAAAGGCAUUACCUGUUUCAUCGUAGACAAAGACACAGAGGGGCUUCACAUCGGCAAGAAGGAAAAUAAGCUGGGCCUGCGAGCCUCCUCCACCUGCCCUCUUAACUUUGACAACCUCAAGGUUCCAGAGAAGAACAUUUUGGGGGAGAUCGGUCAUGGGUACAAAUACGCCAUUGGCAUGUUGAACGAAGGCCGGAUUGGAAUUGCUGCUCAGAUGCUGGGCCUGGCUCAGGGCUGCUUUGAUCAGGCUGUGCCAUACACCAGGCAGAGGGUGCAGUUUGGCAAACGGAUUUUUGACUUCCAGGGGAUGCAGCAUCAGAUAGCCCAUGUGGCCACUCAGAUUGAAGCUGCAAGGCUGCUGACCUACAAUGCUGCUCGCUUGAAGGAAGCUGAAAGACCUUUCAUCAAGGAGGCCUGCAUGGCCAAAUACUUCACUGCAGAGCUUGCAACUUUGACUACAUCCAAAAGCAUUGAGUGGAUGGGAGGGGUGGGCUUCACCAAAGACUACCCUGUGGAAAAAUACUACAGAGAUUGUAAAAUAGGAACCAUUUAUGAGGGCACAACCAACAUCCAACUCACCACCAUGGCCAAAUUCAUUGACAAAGAGUAUGAUAACUAAACAGACUUAGGAAGUUUCAAAUAGAGGCUGGCCACUUGCACUUCUUUUUGUGACACUCCUUGCUUUUAUCUAAAGACUGUAGUGGGGUUUAGAGGUUUAAAAAGCAUUGCUAUAUCAGUUUUUUUAAUAAAACACAAUGGAUCAUCCUUAUGUUUGUUGUAUGCUAUGUACAUUAAAUGGAUGUUUGCGGCUCCCAUCCACUAUGGAUUAUCAGGUUACAUUUGCCAGGCAGUCUAGUUCUGGUGUUGGUAAGGUGUUUUUAGGUUUUUCUUCAUCCCAGAAUAGUUUGCUGGGAUCCCAACAAAAAUGCAAAUUGCACCGUAUAAAUGUCUCUGUAUUUUCCCUUCUGUUGUGUUUUCCCUGUUGUUCUGUCUACCAUUCCCGUUUGGAGCGUAUGUGUUUCUGGUGAAUAAUACCACAAAGGUAAUUUAAUAUUUUGAAACUUGUAUCGUCUUGACACAGAUUGUCAUUAUUAUUACUUGAUCCUGUUUUGCAGUAUAAGCUAGUUAUAGUUGAUUCAGUUUAAAAAACAGUGCCUUUAUCACACCAUAGUUACUUUAGGCUUUUAAGACUGAACAAUAUGAAUUUCUCAUGAGAGGCAUGCACUAAAGACCUGUUUUAUGGCUUUUUGUUUUGUUUUCUAUUAUAUUGUUCGCUUUCCUAAAAAGUGGGCCGUGAUUUUUUUAAAUUUUAAUAUGUAUGGUAAUUCUCAUAUGGACUGCCAUUAAGAUUUAUAGAUUCAACAGUAUCAAUAAAUGUUACGUAAAAAGUAUUUCUAUUGAAUGUGUUUGUUCCAAAAACUACAGUGUGCAGUACUUUUCCUCAGUUUAAAAAACAGUGCCUUUAUCACACCAUAGUUACUUUGGGCUUUUAAGACUGAACAAAAUGAAUUUCUCAUGAGAAGCAUGCACUAAAGACCUGUUUUAUGGCUUUUUGUUUUGUUUUCUAUUAUAUUGUUUGCUUUCGUAAAAAGUGGGCCGUGAUUUUUUUUAAUUUUAAUGUAUGUAUGGUAAUUCCCAUAUGGACUGCCAUUAAGAUUUAUAGAUUCAACAGUAUCAAUAAAUGUUACGUUAAAAGUA